AUGGACUUGACAAGUCUCACUACGAUGUGGUGGGCCAUAGCUCUUCUUUCCAUUACUGUAUUGGCCACCAAGAUCACAAGAGCAAGAAUCAAAAACAUUGAUCCACAGCGUACAACAGGCCAACUUCCACCCAUGGUGAAUGGACUUGCUCUCCUAGGAUUAUUACCUACCCUUCUGAAGAAGGGUCUACCACCUAUGUUCAAUUAUCUAUAUGUUAACUAUGGCAGUGUCUUCACUGUAAGUUGCUUUGGAGUGAUCAAGGUAACACUCUUGAUCGGGCCAGAGGCGACGACUCAUUUCUUCCAAGGUUUGGAGUCAGAGAUUAGCCAUGGUAAUCUGCUUGAGUUCACAGUACCCAUGUUUGGCAAGGCAGUUGGUUAUGGUAGAGAUACCGCCACCCGAAUGGAACAAAUGCGCUUCCACAGUGAAGCACUGAGGGCAUCCAGGUUAAGGAGCCAUGUUUCUCCAAUGCUUCAAGAAGUGGAGGAUUUCUUUGCAAAGUGGGGAGAGGAAGGCGUAGUUGAUCUAAAGCUUGAGUUCGAGCAGCUACUUAUGUUGAUAUCAGGCCGAUGUUUGCUUGGAAAAGAGGUCCGGGAGAAUAUGUUUGAUGAAGUCUACACACUUUUUCGCGAGAUCGAAAAGGGUGUGACCUUGAUCAGCUUCUUGUUCCCAUAUCUCCCAACUCCAGCAAACCGGCAGCGUGAUAGGGCACGUAUAAGGCUAACAGAGAUCCUCUCUAAUGUUGUCGAGUCCCGUAAGAGCUCCGGGCGAGUGGAGGAGGACACGCUGCAGAAACUGAUUGACUCCAAGUACAAAGAUGGUCGCCCUACAACAGUAGAAGAGGUAGCCGGGUUGAUCAUUGGCUUGCUGUUUGCUGGAAAACACACCAGCUCUCAUACUAGUACUUGGACUGGAGCUUGUCUUCUCAGCCAUCCAGCCUUCUUAAGAGCUGCCAUUGAGGAGCAACAUCAAGUCGCCAAGAAAUACAAGGACGGACCAGAAUACAAUGCCUUCUUAGAGAUGGAUACGCUGCAUAAUUGCAUCAAGGAGGCGCUGCGGAAGAACCCUGCAACACCACUGCUGGUUCGCAGGGUCCAUAAGCGCUUCACGGUGCAGACGAAAGAAGGCCAACAAUAUGACAUCCCGCAGGACUACAUCGUAGCAACUCCUACUAUAGUAAACAAUUAUAUCCCUUACAUUUAUACGGACCCUCAGGUGUAUGAUCCAAAUCGGUUUGGCCCAGAAAGAAGAGAGGACAAAGUGGGUGGCAAGUUCUCUUACACAUCAUUUGGUGGUGGAAGGCACGUUUGCACUGGAGAGGCUUAUGCUUACAUGCAACUCAAAGUGAUAUGGAGCCAUUUGCUGAGGAACUUUGAUCUCGAAUUGGUCUCUCCCUUCCCUAACACAGACUGGAGCAAGUUCUUGCCAGAUCCAAAGGGAAAAUUACUCGUGAGAUAUACGAGAAAUGGAAUUUAA
Molecule: messenger RNA, 1476 nt
Organism: Triticum turgidum subsp. durum (durum wheat)
Lineage: Eukaryota; Viridiplantae; Streptophyta; Magnoliopsida; Poales; Poaceae
Source: the annotation of a GenBank genome assembly